UGAUAUUACAUCCUUCCUGCUUGUCCAAUCGGGUCUCGACAGACGGCGCCCUUCUUAUAGUAGUAUCUAGCCAUGUCCGAAGGUGCAACACAGGUAGUCAGGUCCUUGUUCGUUACUCUUCGACGAGGCUACGCUGGAACGCCUUGGUUCCAUCGCCGCAUCCUUGAGGCGCUGGGCUUGAAGCACCGUCAUCAAUGCAUAGAAAAGCCAAACAACUCUUCUAUUAGGGGAAUGCUAGCAAAGGUACCCCACCUCAUCAUCGUGGAAACCGACCGCAUGCGCUACCUGCGCGCCCUCAAGGAGUACCACGAACAGGCCCCCCGGGAGCCCUGGAUCCUCACCCACAGCCUCCCACAACAACAAUCACAACCAUCCUCCCAGCAGCAGCUGCCUGCCGGCUCCGCAGCCCUGCCGCUGCCGCCCCCGCCGGCGCCCCGGCUGACGCCGUUUGCCGCGCAGCAGCUGCAGGAGCACGUGCAUGCUACGGGGCUGGAGGGCUACGAGGCGUCGGCGCAGCCGCAGCAGGCCCCGCGCAAGUACUUCCUGGAGCGGGCGAAGCGGUGGCGUGUCAAGGUGCUCACGGAGCGGGGGCUGUUCGGGGCGGAUGCGUGCAAGGAGCAUGCGGAGGCGAUCCGGCCCAAGGCCUACCGCCGGCGGAUCGGGAUACGGGA
Molecule: messenger RNA, 671 nt
Organism: Astrephomene gubernaculifera
Lineage: Eukaryota; Viridiplantae; Chlorophyta; Chlorophyceae; Chlamydomonadales; Astrephomenaceae
Source: the annotation of a GenBank genome assembly